This is a messenger RNA of Vollenhovia emeryi, 4222 nucleotides long. It is a transcript of the gene Amph, whose product is annotated as amphiphysin. NCBI's taxonomy places the organism in Eukaryota, Metazoa, Arthropoda, Insecta, Hymenoptera, Formicidae. The coding region runs from base 15 to 1514 and encodes 499 amino acids. The record is from RefSeq and is a predicted model, not a curated record. The transcript has 9 exons. Gene Ontology annotation, cellular component: cytoplasm; plasma membrane. Gene Ontology annotation, molecular function: protein binding; phospholipid binding.
CGGCGCGCAGCAACAUGGCCGCCGGUGCCUCGCGGCCGUUUGUGGUUCGUGCGCCGUCGCGCUCUCAGUCCCUCUCCGCGCCUCGAUACGAGUGUGUCGCGGUCACGCGAGUUGGUGCGCCGCUGUCUCCCCCCCCUUGCUGCGCAGUCUGCGAGCCGUCAACGGUCGCGUCGACGAGUUGUUCGAGUUUCUUGAGUGCUUCGCCUCUCCACCGCCUCCGGGAUCCCGGCUGCCGCGCGGACCGACGCUACGGGAACAUCAUGGCCGAGAGCAAGGGCGCGUUAAUCGCCAAGACAGUGCAAAAACACGCGGGCAGGGCGAAAGAGAAGUUUCUACAGAAUCUGGGCAAGGUCGAUCGAACCGCGGACGACAUAUUCGACGAGCACCUGCAGAACUUCACGAGGCAGCAGAACUCCGCUAACAGACUGCAAAAGGAGUUCAACAAUUACAUCAGGUGUGUUCGAGCGGUGCAGGCCGCGUCCAAGACCCUCAUGGACUCGUUGAAUGAGAUCUACGAGAGCCAGUGGACCGGACACGAUCUGCUGUACGUGCAGGCACAAAAUCUCGACAUGCUGUGGCAAGAUUUCACUCACAAGCUCGCGGACCAGGUUCUUGUACCGCUCAACACAUAUCAGAGCCAAUUCCCGGAAAUGAGGAAAAAGGUCGACAAGCGCGGACGUAAGCUGGUGGAUUAUGACAGCCAGAGACACAACUUCCAGUCGUUGCAGUGCAAUCCAAAGAAGAGGGACGAGCUUAAAGUGUCGCGGGGUAAGGAGAUGCUGGAGGAGGCGAAACGCACAUACGAGCAGCUAAAUUCCGAGCUGCACGACGAGCUGCCGGCACUGUUCGACUCGCGCGUUCUCUUCCUCGUCACAAAUCUGCAAACGCUCUUUGCCGCGGAGCAAGUGUUUCACACUGAAAGUGCCAAGGUAUAUUCCGAAUUAGAAGCGAUCGUCGACAAAUUGGCUAAUGAAAGUCAACGGGGAUCUUACACACUGAAGAAGAACACGGAACCGCAAUCGCCGAAGUCGCCUAACGCGAACUCGUCCCUAAUAAUUAACACGCAGCCAGCGCAGAACAAUAUCUCAGGAGCUUUGGACGACACCGAGCCCGCCGCCAGAGACACGUCGCCGACCACCCAGAUAAACGGCAACGCUAACAGCAACGCUAACAGCAACGUUAACAGCAACGCUAACAGCAAUGAUAAUUCUCUCAAUAAUCAAGACGCGUCGCCGCAGAACGCAGUCGCGCCUUCCAAACAGGUGGAGGAGCUGUACGAUAUUCCAGUCGGGGCGACAACCGACAAUCUGCCGCCAGGCGUUUUAUACAGGGUUAAAGCCACUUACAAGUACAGUCGCGAGGACGUGGACGAGUUGUCGUUCGACGUCGGCGAGAUUAUUCGCGUCGUGGAAUACGACGAUCCCGAGGAGCAGGAGGAAGGCUGGUUAAUGGGUAUCAAGGAGGGCACCAACGAUAAGGGUAUGUUCCCGGCGAACUUCACGAAACCGCUGUGAGAGCUGAGCUCGGCACGCCAUUUACACUCCAAUGCUCAUCAGAGACAGCGUAUUUUACUUUAAAGUAGUUAAAGACGUCGCGCAAUUAAGUGGGAGAUAAGAGCCGCGCGCGGUCACGCGGGAAUAAUAUUACGCGCGACGUGUACGUAGAUAAACGGAGAGAGAGCAGGCGACGCAGGGCUGCAGGAGGGAUUAAGGGGGAGGGGGGAGCGGGGAGAAUUCGAUAAGAUAUGCUGGAGGGUACUGCGGAGAGAAUCAAUCACCCCAAAGUGCCUUAAACCCAGCCACUGUCUGUGCCAACGUUCACUCUUAUUCGUCAAGGAAAAUAUGGGAUUGACCCUCUCAUAUCAAACGUACGGAUACACAUCAUUGAAUAAUAAUCAAACGAGAUAUUUAAGCGACUACUAAAUAAUAUAAUGUAACACGUAUAUAUACAGCAACAAGAAACACGUACACACGCGUACACAACGAUCAUGCAAUAUUAUAUAAAAAUGAACGAAAGCUAUAUAUUAAAUUAAUAUUAUUUUAUGAAACUGUACAUAGAUCUAUACAUACGAUUUAAGAGUAUUUUACGAGAUAACUUUGUGGCCACUGAAAAAAUUAUCGCUAGGAGACGUAACACCUUCAAGUUUUAAGAACGAGCGCGCCACUCGAGAAAAUCGUCCCCUCCCCAUUCAACGGGAGUAGGACGGUCGUAAAAAUUUUCAAGGUCCAACUACCUGCAUUCGUAAGGUAAGGUUCUAUUUACUCGCCUAAUGUUCGAGAGCAGUCUAGCAAUAGCUCCCAUUGAAAUCUCGCCACGAUUCGCAUGCCAAAUUUUUCAACGACGUAAUAAUAGAUGUCGAAGGGCUGAUACGUGAGAGAAAUAAAUAUUACGAUGUAUAAAUGAGAUGAGAGUAUAGCUUCUGUGUAUUUAUGAUUGAUAGUUCUUUUCUUGUUUCUCCGCCUUUUGGAGCGUCGCGAAUUGCGUCAGUUGAGUCCAUUUGUGUAUUAUUUCGCGCAGGUUUUAUUCAUUUGUAUCCGCAAAUCUUAUGUACAUGUAUGUAGAAAUCGGGUAGCGAUGAAAGAAAGAGAGAGAGAGAGAACGUUUAUUAUUAUAUUAUUUUAUUACUAUUGUUACUAUAUAUAUUGCUAUAAUUAUUAUCGCUCCCGUAUCUAUUCACAUGUUGUCAGAAUAGAAAACGAAUACGUAACGAUCCAAUCCCGAAACUUUUGUAGACUCAAUCAAUACUCGUUAGAUCUGCCGAACCAAUCUUGUAUUCGCAACUUGUGUAAUAAAUAGUGUUGUAAUAAUAAUAACAACAACAACAAUAAUAAUAUAUACAUAUACACGUACAUACUUACAGCGGUAGCAUUAAGAGAAAAUAUUAGCUUUGAGAGAAAUUGUGUGUCUUUUUAUUUUAUCACGCUGGUCUAAAACUGCGAAAGAAUAGGAAAGUUCGAGUAUCCCUUUUGUAAGAGAAGCCAUUUGGUUUUAAGAAUUGAUUGUUGUACCCUUAUUUGGUUAAUUUGAUAGAAAUAUUAUUAAUGAGUUCUCUUGGUUUCUUAAAUGUUCCUUCCCCCAAAAAUGGGAAAACAAAUCUGUACAAAUUUGUAUUAAAAAAAAAGAUCUCGAACAGAUUCGAUUAAUCCUUUCGUGCUUGCAAUUUACAUCACACGUGCAAUAAUAAUUAUAUGAUUAUAUAAAACCUCACAAGAAGUAUUCAUCAAGUGAAGAUGAUGCAUUUAAAUACUAAGAACGGAUGUAACAAAAAGAUCCUCUCGCUAACUGUGCAUUAAAUAAUUUUUUAUAGCAUUCAGACGUACAAUAAAUGUGUCAAACGAAUUAUAUAAAAGUCGAGGGUGAGAGAGACAAAUAAUGUCUAUAUUCUUCUGUCAUUCAUGUAUUAAGGGAAUCCUGAAAUGACUAACAAAAUGGCCCCUUCGACGUGGAAGCACCCUCGUCUAAACAGAAAUAAAAAUGUCGAUCUAUCACCGACAUUAUCAUUUCGUGUAGACUUGGCAAAGAUAUGCGCAUAUAUCGGGAAGGGCAGCGAAACGACAGCAUUUCACUCUUGUAUCCGAUGUAUCACGAUACACUUUCCUAUCAUCUCGUGCAAAUGCAGGGGACUUUAGAAGGACCCUGGAUGUAUGACAAAUACCUUACAAAAACUGAGAAAAACUUUAUUUUUAUUUUAUUAUUAGUAAAACAAAAAUACAUAAAAAGGAAGACAUAAUGAAAGUCAAUAGUAAAAUACAAAAGUAUUUUUUAUGUCAUAGACAGAGUAGUCCUAUCUAUCGCCGUAGACACGGAAGUAAAACCUUUUUAACAUCCAAGUUGACCAGUAUACUUACAAAUAUGCAUAUUAAGCAAAAAUUUUGCGAAAAGUAAAAUGUUUAUUUUGUCAGAGAGUUUCUAAUAGUAUAUGUGGGUCGCACGUGUCCGUUUGCAAUUUGCCUCUUCAAUGCUGGGAGAGUAAUUUUUGCUUCAAAGAAAAAAAAAGGAUUAUUUAUAUCAUGGUAAAGAUUUUUUUUUCGAAAACUUGAAAGAUUUGAGGUGACGAUGCAUGGACACGGAUGAUCCACGUGUGCCAUUUACGAGAAUUCAUAUUUUAUAUACUAAUAUAUAACGCAGUUAGGAGGACAAAAAUAGACAAAUAAGGCAAAGGUAAACACUGAAAAAGUAUUGUCUCCAAUGGAAAUAAAGAUUCAUUGUAAUGGGCGCGUAA